Molecule: messenger RNA, 994 nt
Organism: Impatiens glandulifera
Lineage: Eukaryota; Viridiplantae; Streptophyta; Magnoliopsida; Ericales; Balsaminaceae
Product: putative methyltransferase DDB_G0268948
Exons: 3
Coding region: 66-854 (262 amino acids)
Molecular function (GO): S-adenosylmethionine-dependent methyltransferase activity
Source: RefSeq, a predicted model, not a curated record
UAGAUUUCGAACGUUAAAUAAGCGCAGAAAGGAAGAAGAAGAAGAAAAAGAGGAGUUUGAGAGAAAUGGCGGAUUUGUUCCAUAAGCAGGCAAAGGAUUACGCAGAGACUAGGCCAACAUACCCACAAGAAUUCUUCAAUUUCAUUGUUUCCAAGGUGCCUUCAAGCGAUCUCGCCUGGGAUGUCGGAACCGGCAGCGGUCAAGCUGUCGCGACUUUAUCUGCGAUAUACAAAAAUGUGGUGGCAACGGAUACAAGCCAAAAACAACUGGAUUAUGCUCCAAAAUUUCCCAAUGUUCGAUAUGUAUGCACUCCUGCUGUAAUCUCUGCGGCUGCCAUUGAAAGGGAUGUAGCAGCACCCAUGACAGUUGAUUUAGUGACUGUAGCUCAAGCACUCCACUGGUUUGAUCUCCCAAAUUUUUAUCAACAUGUGAAAACUGUCCUAAAGAAGCCCCAUGGUGUCAUUGCGGCCUGGUGCUACACCACUCCUCAAGUUAACGACGUUGUUGACUCUGUCUUCUUGCCCUUCUACACUGAUUCUAGACCAUAUUGGGAUGUUGCCCGCAAAUUGGUUGAUGACAAAUACAGGAAUGUUGAUUUUCCAUUCGAGCCCGUGGAUGGAGAAGUUGAUACAGGUCCUUUUGAGUUCAAGACACAAAGAUUGAUGAGCUUGGAUGAUUACUUCACUUACAUAAGGUCGUGGUCAGCUUAUGGGACAGCAAAGGAUCAAGGUGUUGAUCUGCUCAACGAAGAGGUGAGUCAGGCCUUCAAGCAAGCCUGGAUUGGAGAUGGAGAAGAGCAGAAGAAACUGGUUGUCUUUCCUCUUCAUUUAAGGAUUGGAAAAUUGGGAAAUUGAUGGAAACUAUUCAAAUGGAUCUAGUCUUGGGGUCAAUAAUUAUAAAUUUAUAAUUAGCUAAGGUUGUUUUUUUAACUUUACCCACUUUUGGUGUCUUUAAUAAUUGAAGUUAUGCUGUUUCCCAAAAAUAUAAGAAAUAA